This is a messenger RNA of Orbicella faveolata, 2036 nucleotides long. RefSeq lists its product as uncharacterized. The record is from RefSeq and is a predicted model, not a curated record. NCBI's taxonomy places the organism in Eukaryota, Metazoa, Cnidaria, Anthozoa, Scleractinia, Merulinidae.
GAACGCUUUUAUUUUGCUUGUAGCAAAGUCACCGACGCAUUCAAUUCAAUAUGAAUCCCAAGUUCUGGCUCUCAGUUGCGUUCCUGAUGUCCCGAAUCGGUGUAUUUCAAGCUGCUCUCCAAUGCCAAGCAACGGAAUACUCCAUUGGAGGAAUGUUCCUCAAGGGCCACACGUUUAAAACAAGCAAGGUUGGAUGGCCUGCAGGGUGCUAUUUGAUGUGCGAAGAAGAAGUUACGUGUCAAAGCUACAAUUUCGUUAUUGGUCAUAAAGUUUGCGAACUGAACAAUCGAACUAAAGAAGCGAGACCUGAAGAUUUUAGGCCGGAUCAGACAAGGUUCUACAUGAAAAGGGCAAAAAACAGAGUCCCUCUUGGUUCCAUCCAAGAGUUUCCUGCUGAAUCGUGCAGUGAGAUCAAGGCCAGUGAAGGAAAUGAGAUGGUUAACGGGAAUUACUGGAUAUACUCUGAUGGAAAUGCUCAGACAAUCCUGGCUCGCUGUGAAGAGAACUGGCAGAAAUUAAACACAGAACCCGUUUGUUUUGGGGCGCGAGAAGGCUCGUAUGGUGCCUUUAACAUCACAAAGAGUGGAUUUCUCAAGACAAUGAAGCUCGUCCGCAAGUCGGGCUCGAUCAAAUGCAACCCAAUAGACAAGGCAUCCUACUGGGGCUGCAGAUAUGAACCCCUAUAUGGCAAAAACGGUUUACUGACUAUCAUUACCAAUGCAAAGAGAGAAGCCAUCCUGCCACCUGCUGGAGACCUGAAAGCCGGGUGUAACGACGAAAAACACUUUUACAGUCUUAAUGGAACUAACCACACAUCUCCAGAGCUCGUUUUCCCGGACCUUCCUAACAAGCUGCCUGUGUCACGCAAUCAGGAGUUGCAGAUAUGGUACGGACAGGAUUGGAUCGAUUGUAGUGAAGAUGGCAACAGUAACGCAACAUGUGUUGAUGUGUAUGCGUGGUAUGCUUUAACAUGAGCCUCUGACUUAUCCGAAGCAGUAAGUGUUUAUAGACACUGAAAAAUUAACGUAAACGCCGCUCAUAUUUAUCUUCUCUUGUAUUGAAUCUUGUAACUUAGCGCACAAAUGCAGGAAGACAUUCACGGAAUAAAAUGCUAAGAAUAGUGGAAAUAUGAAAGUAGCGUCGAGCAAUUACCAAGACGACGAAGCAUUGUAUGUACUAUACUAUUUUUACCUGGCUGUAAGGGCUAAUGUAGUAAUUACACAUCUAGGCUCUCACGAAAGUUUUUGAAGCUCCACUUCUUCUCCAACAGCAGUCUCAUUCCAAACUACAGUACAUGUAUCAAACAUGAAGUAUAAAUAUCAAUAGUUAUCGGAAUGUAUAUUAAUUAGUUUAUAUAUGUGCAUUCUUUGUAUUAAAAUUUACUAUUCUUGCUGUUAAAAAUAUUAAAAAAAGAUGUUGAAUGUUUAUAGUGGUCGACGCGCUUAACUACAACUAGCCACAGUUCUCAGGCAUGCCACUUAAGGAGAAGCACAUUUUUUCCAAAACUUUCUUUUUUUAUCCAUAAUUCUGUCCAACUGACCUAUCUAAGUCUCUAACGAGCAACAUUUGGGCCGGUAAAUGAUCUUAUGCAUUUUAGCUUAACCAUAACAGGCUUAAAAAUCCCAACAGGCGGAAGGCACUCCAGUUGGCUAUUUACAAGCAUAACAGAGGAGUUGAACUAGGGUCUGUGGGGAAGCAACUCCAGCUUUAAUAGUGAUCAGAGCGAGACUUGAGCCCGCGACCUCCGGAUUUCAAGUCCAGCGCCCUACCAACUCGGCCACGCUGCCUCCAGAGCUUUUAACUUUUGUCAGGCCACGCUAUGUGACGUGUUACAAUCAUUUCCGGUAAGAUGCCUUGUCUCCAGGUUGAAGUUCAUUUUCGUGGACAGGUCUGCUUUCCUGUAAUGCAUGUACCAUAGUUAAAGUUUUUGCAUGAGCACUGACUUCGUUCAGGCUCUAAUACUGGUCUCCUUCACCAUUUGCAAAUCUUGACUGGCAGUUCUAAAGGGUUUAACAUAACCCGCCUCCUAGCUCAAG